Rubroshorea leprosula is the source of this 847-nucleotide messenger RNA. The record is from the annotation of a GenBank genome assembly. NCBI's taxonomy places the organism in Eukaryota, Viridiplantae, Streptophyta, Magnoliopsida, Malvales, Dipterocarpaceae.
UCUCAAAUGCAUUCUGUGCAAUUGCUUCGAACCAACUUUUAGUGAUUCGAAUUCAAAUCUUAGAAAUAUUUUGAAAUUUCUUCAACAUGAACUCAAACGUAACCCAAAGGAACUGCAUUCUUGGUAGAGGUGACUCAGCAACAAAUGCAAACAGAGAGAUCUUAUCUCAUCUGGCUAGGUCAACUUCAAAGAUUCCUCAACUAGAUGGGCCAAUUCCAGAUCCAUAUGAUGAUGUGCUUUCUACUCCCAAUAUAUACAAUUACCAAGGAGUUGUCAAUGAAGACUACAAUAUAGUGAACGCACCAGCUUCUGAUGUUCAGGCUGCUACCCCUGCUCCUGUUGUUCAAAACGAUGCUGCUGAUGAUGACGAUGAUGAUUUGGAUGAUGUGGACCAGGAAGAGGAGCUGAACAAACAACAUCUAGUUUUGGCUCAGUUGGACAAGCUGCUACUUGGAACAAGCGUGAAUCCUGUUGCACAUAAGCUUUAUGGUAAAUUUUUUUUUUUAACUGAGUUAUAUUUGGGGAUGGGGGAAUGGGAGAGACUCAAACUCGAGUCCGGUGAGAAGCUCCAUGUGGAGAGCAGCCAGUUGCUCUACCUGGAGCUUCUUAAGGUCACGCGUACGAAGAGCCGAUGGAAGUGCACACUCAAGGAUGGAAUUGUCCACAUAAACAACAAGGACAUUCUCUUUAACAAGGCAAAUGGAGAAUUUGAGUUCUAAUUUUGUUAGAGACAUGCCUAUUUAUCAUCAAGUAGCGGUUAAGGAUCAAAUCUGAGUUGUCUUUUGGUCCUACGUAAUUUUUUUUUUUUCCUAAUUUGAGUAUUUGAUAAUCAAAUUGUUUUUAAAUU